Molecule: messenger RNA, 1113 nt
Organism: Vitis riparia (riverbank grape)
Lineage: Eukaryota; Viridiplantae; Streptophyta; Magnoliopsida; Vitales; Vitaceae
Product: fasciclin-like arabinogalactan protein 11
Exons: 1
Coding region: 83-817 (244 amino acids)
Source: RefSeq, a predicted model, not a curated record
AAACACUUUCUCUUUUCUUUUCUUCUUACAGUACUCUUCUCAGGCAGAAGACCCCAACCCACCCACCUUCCUCACUGCAAAUAUGAUGAAGCAAUGUGCUUUCUUCUUCUCGCUUGUUUUCUUUUUCUUCCACUUCCCGGCAACCCUAGCCCAGCCAUCACAGGCUCCGGCGCCUUCUGGUCCCACCAACAUUACCCAGAUCCUCGAGAAGGCUGGUCAGUAUACCAUCCUGAUCAGGCUUAUGAAGAGCACCCAAGUGGCAGACCAGAUCAAUACCCAACUCAACAAUUCAAACCAGGGUUUGACUGUAUUUGCACCCACUGAUAACGCCUUCUCCACCCUCAAAGCUGGAACCCUCAAUUCCCUCACUGAUCAGCAGAAGGUUCAGCUGAUUCAGUUCCAUGUUGUCCCAAAUUUUCUCUCUAUUUCCCAGUUCCAAACUGUGAGCAACCCGUUGAGGACUCAGGCCGGAAACAGCAACAACGGCGAGUUUCCGCUGAAUGUCACAACUUCAGGCAACCAGGUCAAUGUAUCAACCGGAGUUGUGGAUGCCACUGUGGCCAACACCGUCUACACAGACAACCAGCUUGCAGUUUACCAGGUGGACAAGGUUCUUCUCCCUCUCGACAUCUUUGCAACACCUUCUCCCGCAGAGGCACCGGCGCCAGCAAAGUCUAAGAAGAAAGCUUCGGCAGAUGCUGCAGACAGUCCAAGCUCAGAUGAUGCUUCAUUGGACAGCUCUGAUGCAGUGAGUUUGAUGAGGCGUGCGAUGGGAGUGUCCUUUGGAGUUGCUGUGAUAGUUGCAUUUUGCUUGUAACGAAGGAGGAUUGAUGAUUUCACCAGUUGGAUACACAGUUGGUGAAUGGGGUCCAAUUCUUCUAGUAGUUCAUUAUUUUGCCGAGUCAGAGUGAAUUGAUGGUGAUGAUGGAGGCGGUGAGUGCUUGGGAAUAACUGCAAUUUGUCUCAGUUCCAUUGUAUAAUGCCAGUUUGUGAUAAGAACCAGUUCUGUGAUUUUUCUUUUUUAAUUUUCUUCUCAUUCUUUGCUUCCUCUUUUUCUAUGACAAAUUUUGUAUUAUUUUCAUUGCUGAAACGAAAAGUGUCAUUUCGUCUGAA